AUGACCCAAAAGAGACGUAAUCACGGUAGAUCAAAACACGGUCGUGGUAGUGUUCCAUACAUCAGAUGCACCAACUGUGCUAGAUGUGUCCCAAAAGACAAAGCUGUCAAGAGAUUCUACAUUAGACCAAUCGUCGAAAAUGCUGCCGUUAAGGAUAUUUCAGAUCAAGGUGUUUUCAACGUCAAAGGUUACAAAUUCCCAAGAACCUACGUUAAAUCCCAAUACUGUAUUUCAUGUGCUAUCCACAGUCACAUCGUCCGUGUUCGUUCAGUUGCCGACAGAAAAAUCAGAACCAGACCAUCCCGUCCAGGUGUCAAGAAACCAACUGCUGCCAAAUAA
Molecule: messenger RNA, 339 nt
Organism: Dictyostelium discoideum AX4
Lineage: Eukaryota; Evosea; Eumycetozoa; Dictyosteliales; Dictyosteliaceae
Gene: rps26
Product: 40S ribosomal protein S26
Exons: 2
Coding region: 1-339 (112 amino acids)
Biological process (GO): translation
Cellular component (GO): ribosome
Molecular function (GO): structural constituent of ribosome
Source: RefSeq, a predicted model, not a curated record